Messenger RNA from Acanthaster planci (crown-of-thorns starfish), 1551 nucleotides. Its product is annotated as RWD domain-containing protein 3-like. The record is from RefSeq and is a predicted model, not a curated record. Gene Ontology annotation, biological process: positive regulation of protein sumoylation; positive regulation of hypoxia-inducible factor-1alpha signaling pathway. Gene Ontology annotation, molecular function: protein binding. NCBI's taxonomy places the organism in Eukaryota, Metazoa, Echinodermata, Asteroidea, Valvatida, Acanthasteridae.
CGUACCACCUGCAUGAUGUGCGGUACGGUACGGUAUGGUACAAACGUACGUGUCACACUUCGCGGCCUGCAUGUGCCACUAUGCCGUCAUAAUAGGAACUCUGUGCUUUAGUGAUCUUCGUCGCGUCGGACAUACAGAAAUUAAUUUCUCACGUGAGCGGGAAGAAAAACAGGCAGAAUAAAAAGAAAUUUGACAAGUUCAACGUGAGUGAAUUCCACUUGUUUUGUAAACACUAGUAUUUUAUGGAUGCUUUAAAGUUUAUGUUUUACCAUAAAAGGAAAAGACAAGAGUUGCCUUUCCAACAGUAUGGAGCUAUAAAAAGUGUUAUUUGCAUCGAUCUCAAUGCUUUUUGUGGACACUCCAUGAAACAACGAAGUUAGGCCGUGGAGUAGCAAAUGGGCGAAGUGGUGCGAUGAUGGGCAACUUGCAGCGACAUGUACAUGUGGCUUAAAUAUUUGCUUUUAGCUUUGGGCUCGACUCAGUGAACAGCAUGGCUGACGACGAAGUGAAGGCUCUGCAGGGAAUUUUCUGUGGAGAUGGGGAGUUUGAAUUAUUGCUAAAUUCAGAUGGUGAACAGAGUUUUUCCAUUUGUGUAACUUGCCAACCAUCAGAGACAACAACUGUGGACCAAACAUCAGACACUUUGAAGAUUUCCUUGCAGUGUUUCCUUCCAUCUGGCUAUCCUCAUGAACCUCCUUCCAUCUCAUUAGCAUGUGGCCGCGUGACUAAACAGUCAGCAAAUCAGCUGCAAGAUGAACUUCGUGAAUAUUCAAAAUCAUUGCUGGGUCAGCCAAUGAUCAUGGAGCUUGUAUACUGGCUGCAGAAAAAUGGAACGAGGCUCACAGCUGCAUUGGUUAAAAAUCGGGAUACAAGUAACAGAAAAGGUGGUGAUGACAGCACACCGUAUGUCACCAUUCUUCAUAUUGAUUACAUGCGCUCUCGAGUCCGUUACAUCAAGACCCUUGUCAGCUGGGCUGCCGAGCUCUCACUGGUUGGACGACUCCUGUUCCUACAUCAUCUUAUCCUGGUUUUGUUGAUUGGAACAGAGGACUGUGUUAAGGAUUUUCUCAUGAGACUUCGGACGCAGAAGGUUGAUAUUGAUUCAAGUGGAAGAAGCUGUAAGGAGCGGAUGUUGACGGUGUUGAUGCAGGGUUUGCAUCCGAGACCCUCAGAUAGCAGGUUGAUUGACUUUCAGGUCCGUGAGUGUUCCGCCACAGAGGAGCUGGAAGAUGUCUUUCUUGCAGCAGGUCUGACAGAUGGUCUCAAGAGUGCAGUUUUACCAAAGUUUCCCCACCUACAAAGAUCAUCCUGCAAAAACAGCAGCAAAAGAUGACUUAAGCCUUAGUAAAAUUGUCUAAUAGGGGCCUCUGAACAUUUUUCUAUGUUUACAUUAUGAUGUUAACUUUAAUAUUUUAUUUUGUCAUUCUUUAUUCGAAGCAAAUAAAAUAUAUACAUGGAUAAAUAAGGCUUUUAUUUUGGUUUAAGUUGUCUUGGAUGUUCAAGUUGUCUUCACUUAGUAAUUUUGGGCUUGGGAAGGACCAAACUUUGUUU